ACUGUCCAGCUUCAGCCUCCGGAGGAAGAAGAUGGGGCCGGUGAGCUUCUCCUCAAUAUUGGCCAACGGCUGCCGGAGUUUCAGUGCGCCUGCGGCCCUUGUGCGCACGUUAGCACUCACCCACGUUGCUCUCAGUGAACACUCCAACAGCUACAGGCACGUUAAGGUGGCAUGGUUUUCUCGGAGUUCGAAUAAACGAAAAUCUGCACGUCAGUCCCUGAAACAAGAUGUUUCGCAGCCAACUACCGUUUCUUCUGCAAAUGGCUACCCUGAAUAUACUCGGUUGCUUCCAUGUCCCUCAGACAAUGGAUCACCAAGAAUCGAGCACUUGGUUGUUUCAGAAGGAGGGCCUGCACUAGAAUAUAUCUGCAAAGUUCUGGAUCUUCCUCUUCAGUUUGUUGCAGAUCUCAUCCAUUUUGGAGCUGUAUAUUAUGCCCUUGUCUGUCCACGGCCUCCUCCAACUGCAACCCCAGAGCAGAUGAGGGUAUUUAAAGAAGUUACAGCACCAUCAGUACUAAAACAUAGAGCUUCCAUAAAAGGAAAAACUGUAAGAGAAGCACAGAAGACUUUCCGCAUAACACAUCCAGACCAAUUUCAGUUUUCGAAAAAGUGAAAACAAGAACUGAAAGCUGAAAACAAAAUAGUUAUGAAACGCUGUUAUAUAUCUUGGAUUGUUGUGAUGCAGCAUAGCAGCAGUAAUGUGUACUAUAAAUAAGUCUUUUAUUUCUCAAAAAAAAGUACACUUGAUUAA
Molecule: messenger RNA, 751 nt
Organism: Pyrus x bretschneideri (Chinese white pear)
Lineage: Eukaryota; Viridiplantae; Streptophyta; Magnoliopsida; Rosales; Rosaceae
Product: RNA pseudouridine synthase 6, chloroplastic-like
Exons: 3
Coding region: 32-613 (193 amino acids)
Source: RefSeq, a predicted model, not a curated record